This is a messenger RNA of Brachypodium distachyon (stiff brome), 1582 nucleotides long. Its product is annotated as acyl transferase 9. The transcript is spliced from 2 exons. Lineage: Eukaryota; Viridiplantae; Streptophyta; Magnoliopsida; Poales; Poaceae. The coding region runs from base 92 to 1363 and encodes 423 amino acids. The record is from RefSeq and is a predicted model, not a curated record.
CAAUAAACCGGGGGACACAGCUCCCGCACCAAACUCCCGCGCCACGCACACAUCCUCCUCCGGCGAUCCACCCACCACCACCGCCUCGACCAUGGCGCCCACCGUCACCAAGUCGCCUCCGGCCCUGAUCCCGCCGGCGGGCCCCACCCCGGGUGGCUCCCUCCCGCUGUCCUCCAUCGACAAGACGGCCGCCGUCCGCGUCUCCGUCGACUUCAUCCAGGUCUUCCCCUCCUCCGCCGACGCACCACGGGACCAGGGCGCCUCGGUCGCCACCAUGCGCGAGGGCUUCGCCAAGGCGCUCGUGCACUACUACCCCGUCGCCGGGCGCAUCGCGGAGCCGGUUCAGGGGGAGCCCGAGGUGGAGUGCACCGGGGAAGGGGUGUGGUUCGUCGAGGCCGAGGCCAGCUGCACGCUGGAGGACGCGCGCAACCUCGAGCGCCCGCUCUGCAUCCCCAAGGAGGAGCUGCUCCCGCGCCCGCCGCCCGAGGUCCGCCUCGAGGACACCGUGCUCCUCGCCCAGAUUACUAAGUUCACCUGCGGUGGAUUCUCUGUGGGUAUUUGCUUCAGCCACCUGGUGUUUGAUGGGCAGGGCGCAGCCCAGUUUCUGAAAGCAGUCGGCGAGAUGGCACGAGGGCUCCCUGAGCCAUCACUUAAGCCCAUCUGGUCCCGUGACGCCAUUCCCAACCCUCCUAAGCCACCUCUUGGACCACCACCGUCGUUCACCGCUUUCAACUUUGAGAAGUCAGUGGUUGAGAUCUCUCUUGACAGCAUCAAGCGUGUCAAAGACCAGGUUGCGAGUGAGACCAGCCAGAAAUGUUCCACUUUCGAUGUGGUUACUGCCAUUAUCUUCAAAUGCCGUGCCUUGGCCAUUGGAUUUGCACCUGAAGCUGACGUCCGCCUGGGUUUCGCAGCCGGCACACGCCACCUGCUGAACAAUGUGCUGCCUUCAGUGGAAGGUUACUAUGGUAACUGCGUGUACCCGGGUGGUCUUGCCAAGACCAGUCAGGAUGUCAAGGAAGCGUCGCUAGUUGAGAUCGUCACAGCGAUCAGGGAAGCCAAGGAUGCUUUGUCAACAAGGUUCCUCGACUGGAUGAGUGGCGGUGCCAAGGAGAACCACUACAAUGUGUCGCUGGACUAUGGCACUCUGAUAGUCACAGACUGGAGCCACGUGGGUUUCAACGAGGUGGACUACGGCUUCGGUGAGCCGAGUUACGUGUUCACCAUGAACGAUGAUGUGAACAUCGUGCCGUCCGUCGUCUACCUGAAGCCGCCCAAGCCGAAGCAGGGCAUCAGGCUGGUGCUGCAGUGCGUGGAAGAGCAGCAUUCCGCUGUGUUCCGCGAGGAAUUGCAGAAGCUUGCGUAGAGUGCGUGAAUUUACGUCCAUAAUACUUCACACCUGGGAUUGGGAGUUGUUGUAUUUUUCUGUAUUGAGUUUAUUUGUUUCAGAGUUUGCUUCCAAUAAAUCAGGGGUUGGCCGUGUCUGUGUACUGUGUACCAUCACAGGUGAUGAUUAUCACCAUGUUACAUUAUACAUGUAUUGACAUUGUUGACAUAAUAGUAUUUUCAGUUCAGUUGAGUACUA